AAUAAAGUUUUUAUAUUGUCAUAAUUCUCCAAAAACCAAUCGAUAUUAGUGGCAUGCCACAGAGAAAGUCUUUGGCCAGCUUGGAAGAAAUAUUCCGAUCUACCAUAUGGUGGCAGGAAAAACAAAUGGAACAUCGCCGCAAUAUGUGUGAAUUUAAGUAAGGACCUGCUACUUUACCCCAGUGCCAGUGUUACCCAUAUCUCUGCUUCGGUUCGUUUUAAGUGCGCAAUUUGCAUUUGUGUGCUGAUGAUCCCUUAAUUCAAUUUGUGUGCUAGAAAAAGUUAUUAGUGCAAUCUGCAAUGAAUCCAACGCAUCCAUCAUCAUCGUCUUCUUCGACAACACCGGUGUUGCCGGUGCAGCUGCCGCUUCCGCUGCCACUAACCGCUUGCACUUUUUCAUUGCAAUCAGCUCAGGGACAGCAGGUGGCAAGUGCUACCACAGCCGCUGCAGCGGUAAUAUGCAACUCAGAGGCUGAAUGCAAGCAACUGUGUACAAUUUGUGCGUCUCGGGGCUUUAUUUUGAAAAAUAUAUCCUUACAAGUUCCGCUCACGUAUGAGUAUUCCCUUUUUGGUGAGGGGGUAAAUGCUACUCAACAGCAAGCUCAAUUACAGCAACAACAGCAACAGCAUCAACAACAGCAGUAUCCACUCCAUCAACAGCAACAGCAACAACGUGGGGGCGGUAGCAGCAUUCAGGAUAUAAAUGGCAACAGCUACGUCAUGGAAGGUUAUCAUUCGUAUGAUUUUUGUUGUGAGAAGAUUUUUGUUCCCGGUGCAAGCUCGGAAGCUGUUGCGGAUGGUGCUGGAGGAUAUGUGUAUAUGAAUGGAGACCCUGUAAAAAUCAAUCAACCCGUCACAACCACCGUUUAUGCAAAUGUUCCUGUUGAAACGGCAAUGUUAGCUACAAAUUUAUAUGGUCAAGCUACACCAUUGGCAGCCCCACCAGCAGCACAUAUACCCAUUCUAGCAGCGCCACAACAGCCACCACAACCUCAACCACAGCCGCCUCAACAGCAGCAACAACAGCAACAACAACAAUUGCAACAACAACAUUCACAACCUCACAAUCAACAACCACAACAACAGCCCACAACGAUCGAAAACGAUUAUACAGUCAUGAACGGCACAAUGCAAGAAACUUUAGUUGGUUAUAGCCAAGAUGAUCUGAACAACAUGACAAAUUCAGUAUCAGCAGAUCAAUUGCCAGGCAAUACAACUUCUGGAGUUGUAACAAACAAUCAGCAACAGCAGCUGGUUCCUGCUAAUGGACAAGGUGUUGGACCAAUUGAUCCAAAUGGUAUACCAUUAGAUCAAUUGAAACAGAUGCUAGCCACACAAUUGGAAUAUUAUUUUUCAAGAGAAAAUUUGGCCAACGACACAUAUUUAUUGACGCAAAUGGACAGUGACCAGUAUGUUCCGAUAUGGACAGUGGCAAAUUUUAAUCUAGUUAAGAAACUGACAAAAGACAUUAAGCUGAUAACAGAGGUCCUAAGGGAGUCUCCCAACGUCCAGGUUGACGAGGAGGGUUUAAGAGUUCGUCCCAAUCAUAAACGAUGUAUUAUAAUUCUGCGAGAGAUUCCAGACAAAACGCCGUUAGAAGAAGUUAAGAACAUAUUCAACAAUGAAAAUUGUCCACGAGUAAUAUCGUGUGAAUUUGCACACAACGACUCGUGGUAUGUUACUUUUGAGUCCGAUGAAGAUGCUCAAAAAGCAUUUAAAUACCUGAGAGAGGAAGUCAAAACGUUCCAAGGAAAGCCAAUAAUGGCUCGAAUGAAGGCUAAACCUUUCAUCCAUCGGCUGCCAAUAGCACCGGUUCCAGUGACAAUGAAAAAUGGCUAUAGACUGACAUCACCAUCGGCUGUAUAUGAUCCGAAUGCAGCAGUUGCAUAUACAGCUCCACAACGUUUUGUGUAUGCUGCGAAUGGAGCUGCCAUGUCGCAAGCACCUGUCCCAUAUAAUGGCCAAGUCCAUGUGUUUCAGCCAUUUCAACAACAACAAUUUUACUCGGGUCUAGUCACAGCUGCUCCUUGGCCAUCAGCGGCUGCUGCAGCGGUAGCAGCAGCCGCUACAAAUGCACACGGCCAAAACUUUUACGAUAUAGGAAAUGUAUUUGCAGCCAAUGGACUGGCUCCACAAGUACCCCCGUAUACGACAACGGCAGCGGCUGCAGCGGCCGCUGUAGCUGCCAAUUCGGUGUCCAAACCUCAAACAAAUCGUUACAACAAUCAUCGCAAUAGUAACAAUAACAAUCGAGGCAAACAACGCAAUAACUCACAACAGCAGCAGCAACAGCAACAACAACAGCAGCAACAACAACAACAAAUUGUUGGCGGUGGCAGCAGUGCUGGACAAGAUCCUAGAGCCAACAGUUUGAAUACUUCUUCAGGAGGUAAUAUAGUUUCUCCAAUCGAUCACCAUCAGCAACAGUCAACUGUGCAACAGCAACACUUGCAACAGCAUCAAAUGCAACAGCAAUCUGCUGUGGUGACGACAGCUGGUGGUGGUGGUGGAGGACAACAGCAGCAGCAGCAAGGAAGCGGUGGCUCCCAGCAGCAGCAACAGCAGCAGUCGAGGCAUUAUACAAAUAUGAAAAAUAGUGGUGGUGGCGGCGGUAGCAACAAUGCCAGCGGAGCUGGUCCUAAAUCCAUGGACAAGAGCAAUUCCUAUGUUGGUGGUGGUGUUAAUGUUGGCAUGGCACAUCUUCAUAUAAGUUCGUCGUCACAGCAGCAUCAUCACCAGCCAGCGAAUAACAGUUCGUCGUCGGCUGGUCAUCAUGCGGUGCCACAGCACAUGCAACAGCAACAACCGCCUCAAUCCCAUUAUCAAAGUCAUGGUAUGCCUUCCACAACAAUACACGCUUCCUAUCCAUCGCAUCACCAUCAGCCGCAACAGCAGCAACCCCCGGUGCAGCAGUCUCAUGUAAGUGAAAAUCACCACGAUGACGAUGUGGUGCCACAAGCCGCUAUAAUCACGACUCACAGUCGUAGCAUAACGAAUUCCUCGACCAAAGAGCAGAACUGGUCGCAGCGAUUUCGUCGCAGACGGAGAGACGACUCUGGAGAUGGUGGCUACACAUCCAACCAGAGGGUCUCAUCGUCGGGUGGUGGGAUUCUAUCAAGCAACCAAUACAACUCGACGUCUGGUUUGAUGGGCGGCUCUUCAAACUCCAACACCAAAAAUAAUUCUUCAUCUUCUUCGGGUGGUGGCCCUCAAGGUGGAUAUACUUACCACAGCCGAAAUAGUGGUGAACAUCAUCACCCUCAUCAUCAUUCGGUUGGUGGAAGCUCAAGUGGUGGCUACAAUUCACAUCGUGAAGAUCGUCAAAAACUAUCUGGCGGUCCAAACGGUGGCUUAAAUAGUCAAUCUCACCACAGUAACCAUCAUCAGUCGCACCAUCAUCACCAGCAUCAUAGCCAGCAAGCAUUGCAGCAGCAUCCGCCACAUCAACUACACUCUCAGCAUAGCGGUGGUGGAAAUAGUGGUGGCGGUCAUCAACAACCACACCAUCAUCAACAUCAGCCGCCUCAUCAUCACCACCAGCAGUCGUCGUCACAGCAAUCACAACAGCAGCAACAACAACAACAGCCUCAUAAUGCAGCACCUCCACAACAACCACCCCAGUUUGAUUUGGAAGCAGCGGCAUUUCCCCCCUUACCAGGUAUCGAACAAAAUUCACAAAGCUCAGCCAGCAGUCAACCCCAGCAAGCGUCUGUUGCUUCUUUAACUCAUGCACAUACUAAUUUGAAAAAUAAUGCGAAUUUUCCUUCCUUACUUCCAUCGCCAGCCACGACGUCGUCCACAUCAUCACUGAGCAGUAGUUCGAAAUCAGCUGCGUCGGCGGCGUCCAGUGCAAAUAGUUUGCACGAACCUGUGGGCGCCGCCACCGCUAACGCAGCUGCCUCAACCUAUUCCCAUCAGAGUUCUGCAGCGACUGCAGCUGCUAAUGUCGAUUCAAUCGGCAAUCAGCACCAGCAUUCAAAUUCUUAUUCAUCUUUUUCAGCGGCCAACAAUACUAACAGUUCUUCAAUUAGUUCCUCUUCAAACACCAACUGGUCUGAUUCGAAUCGUCUGUCCGAUGUGGUACGUGGCAACAGCAACAAAUCGAACAAAUCCCGAAAGGAUUCCUUUAAGAAUCGCAACGAAAUCAGUCCACCGCCAGCGACAGCUGCUGCUGUUGUUGUUGCUGAUAGUGCGGCGCUACUGGACCUGGACAGACAACCACAGAAAACUAUGACGUCUGGAAAUGCUUCAGUAGUAGCAGCGGCAACUGUUGGCGCUACAACAACAAACAAUACAAAUAAUCAUCCUCCCACUGUGAUAAAGUGUCUAACACAUUCUAAUCCUAUAACGACGGCCACGGUCAACGCCACCACCAACAACACAACAAGCAGCAAUAGUAGCAGCAGCAUCACCAACAUUAGUAGCAAAAUCCAUAAUAAUAAUAAUUCUAGUACAGCUGACAAAGCAACAAAGACUGAUGAAUCGCUGUUAAGCCACUGUUUAGAACAGCAGCAGCAACAGCAGGCUGGCGGAACAGGCGCAAUUCAAAAUGAUGCUGCUGGAACAAUGAAUAAUGCUCAAACAACGCAUGUUGUAAAUACAUGCAGUGUUGCCACAAUGACAUCGUCCUACGAUGGUGGCAAGUCCAAUAAUAAGUUUGUCAGUGGAAGUGGUUCGUCCACCACCUCAAAACAGGGAUUUAGUGCAACUACAACGAGCCCAAAGGAUGCUACUAGCCAAAAGCUGAAGUCAAUUUCAUCUACCUCGUCAAAUAGCAGCAGCAGCAGUAAUAACAACAGCAGCAAUGUGUCUGCUCUCACAACUUCAUCAACGGUGGCUGUACAAAUUGUACCAUCUAUUAGUGCUGGUGGUCCAAAUGCUACUGCUGCAGCACUGCCAUCUUCCUCGCCAGUGAAUACUUUAUUGCCCGAAUCGGCUGGCGGUCGAUUGAGCUAUGCUCAAGUAGCACAACAUCACAAGGAGAGGCUGGCCAAAGAAGGCAAAACUCAAGCCGCUAAUAAUAUUCCCGCAGAUAUUGGGAAAUCGUCAUCUGUGAUCGAAACUUGUCUGGCGACGGUGGCCACAGCGACACCGUCGAUGAUUCCAUCUUCUGUUACUGCCCCUGGUGCUGCACAACUACCACCACCGCCACCAUUGUCGUCGUCCUCUGUACAAAGUAUUAGCGGUAGCAAUAUUUUGGAGAUAAUUCCCUCAGAUAACAACAAUACAAUCAUUGGCAAGGAGAAGAAGAAGGACUAUCCUACUGCUGCUGCAACAGCAGCAUCAACCAUUCUCAAUAACACCGCCGCCAACGUGGCUGUGGUCACAAAUUCAAGCAGUGCUGGUGUGAUACGUGCCACUGACGGCACCAAAGAUAAGGAGUUACCAACACUCCGUCACAAUAAUUCUAGCGCUGGUACCACAACAGCCACAACAACAAUUAUACGAGGCCGUGAAGUAGUCAAUAAGGAACAUCAAAAGAAUUAUGUUCGCGAGAGGCGUGACACCGGAGAUAGCGGCAGCGGUGCUGCUGGUAGUAUCUCCCGUCGAACUGCCUCAACCCGCAAUAAUAAUAACAACAACAACAAUUAGAAUAUGAUUGCAACAUUUCAGAAAUUUUGGAUUGUCGUUAUCAUCGUUAUUGUUAUAGUUUUGGAAUGUAAUCGUCUGAUAAGUGUUGUUGUUUGGGGAGAAGAAAAAUGAUCUGAAAUGUUUGCGAGCGCGACUAGAGUUGUUUAGGACAUACACACAUUUAUAUACACACUCACACAAAAAUCACAUCAAUCCACAAAUACACCCAUAUACAUGUAUAUAUGUAUACAAAAAUAUAUAUGUUCUUUUAAGUAUAUAAGAAGUGUACAGAGAAGCAAAAUGAUGGAACAAAUUCAAUAUAGCAUUGUUUUUUUUUUUUAAUUUGUUCAAUCGACCGUCACACAAGGCAUACAAUACAAAGCUAGCUGAAAGACUACUACUGAAUGCAAAAUCAGCUAAAACUAAUCACCAUCGUUUGUAAUACCAGUCAUCGCGAAUAACUCGAUUUGUUUUUUUUUUUUUUAACAGGAAAACAAUUAAAAAGAAAAUUAUAUGUAAGUACCAAUUAAGGUAGUUAGGUUUAAAUAAAUUAAAGGUGUAUAUUUAGUAACUCUAGGAAUUAAUCAAUGUAAGGUAAACAAAAAGAGAAAAAAAAAAUAAUACAUUUACUAACAAAAAAUAGCUUAAAACAAAAAUUAAAUACUUAAACGAUGUAGCUAUACACAUACAUUAUUAUAUGAUAUAAAUGUUUAUAUAAAAAGUAUAUAUACGUUUAUGCAUAACAUUGGUUAAAAUACGCGAACGAACAUUCUAUCGCUUCCAGAAAACCUAAUUAUUGUGUAAAAAAUGUGUCCAAUUUAAUAAAUAAUCGUACACAGUGUUAUGUUAAGAUUAUCGUGAACAAAAAAAAAAACAAAACCUUCGGUUAACUAAUUCAUUUGCACAACAUCUUAUUUUAGAAAAAAAUUCCUUACCUUUUCAUUAAUUUCUAUCAUUUUCAAAAACGACACACGUUAAAAAUGAUCUCUACUUUUUGAAUUUGUAUUUUCCAUAAAAACGCUUUGAAGAAAACAAAACAGAAAAAAAUAACUUUUCUCAAAUAUUUCCAUCGGCUUAAGCUGUUUAUAUUAUUAAAUUGACAUCGAACUAAAUUUUUAUUUUUUUUUUUAUUAUUUAACUGAUACUGUUGAGAUCUUCGAUUCUAA
Episyrphus balteatus (marmalade hoverfly) is the source of this 6736-nucleotide messenger RNA. RefSeq names its product la-related protein Larp4B (gene Larp4B). Lineage: Eukaryota; Metazoa; Arthropoda; Insecta; Diptera; Syrphidae. Gene Ontology annotation, biological process: positive regulation of translation. The record is from RefSeq and is a predicted model, not a curated record. The coding region runs from base 300 to 5591 and encodes 1763 amino acids. Gene Ontology annotation, molecular function: mRNA 3'-UTR binding. The transcript is spliced from 10 exons. Gene Ontology annotation, cellular component: cytosol; cytoplasmic stress granule.